AUGAACUCGAAAUCGCUGCGCCGUCUCGCCGCUGACCAUGGCUCGCUGCACACUGCCGGUCUGCCGCCCAACUAUCUCUUCCCGCCCUCCCUAGCAGGAGAGCUCCCCUCAGACCUUACUUCCCUCGAUAUUCUGCUCGCAGGCCCCGUCGGCACUCCCUAUGCGCACGGCGUCUGGCGGUUGCAUCUCGAUAUUCCCCCUACAUACCCUACAGCACCUCCUACAGCCACUUUCCGCACGCGCUUAUGGCAUCCGAACAUCGACGAGGCAACAGGCGCAGUGUGCGUGGAGACGCUGAAGCGCGACUGGAGCAGCACCCUCAAGCUACGCGAUGUCCUAGUCACCAUAUCAUGCUUGCUCAUACAACCGAAUCCGGCGAGUGCGCUCAAUGAGGCUGCGGGGAAGCUGGCAAGCGAGGACUGGGACAGCUUCUGCCGUAGAGCAAAGCUCAUGACGGAGAUACACGCUGCCAUUCCUAGCAACAUCGUCGACCAAGUCAAAGAAGCUCAGAGCAGAGGCGACGAGAAAGAGGUCGUGGUAGAGUCCAAAGCAACGGAGGCUAAGCUCAAUGGUUUAGGCAAGGCCAAGACGACGCCCACGGCAACGAAAGCCCGCCCAUCUAGUAACGAAGACGAGGAAAAUCUGCGACAAGGGGAUACAAAUUCAAAGCCAGACAGCGAUCCGGAGGACGAUUGGAUACCAGGGCCUACCAAAUCGCUUGAGACACCUCGUGUUGGACGCAGCAACGUCUUUGGCAUCCAAGGCCUGAACAAUGGCAUGCAACUUGAUUCGCCCGAGAAGUCCAGGGUCACGCGUAGCUUUCCGCAGAUUGACGACUCCAGCUUGUUAGAGGAUAAGGAGAAUGAUGAUUCAGACCCGUUCAUUCAAGAUCCCUGGAAACGUAUCGCUCAGCAGUCUUUCAGCCUCCGCCUUCCUGCCGAGCCAAAGUCCGCCCCCGAGGUGGCAGACACUCCCGAACUCCUCAAGUUUGCCGGCAAGAACCCCUUCUCCGUGAUCCAGCCGAACAAUCAGAGACACCCUCUCCUGAGAGAGUUUUCAUGGACGUGGGAGGAGUCUGAGAUCAUGCAUGAGACGGGCACCAUUGAGAACGGCGAGUCUAAACCGAACAUGCGGAAGAGACUGGCCUCUGAUGAAUUUGAGAAGAAGCACAGGUGGGAGAUCAAGAAGUUCAAAAAGGCGGGAUAUGACUUGAAGAAGUACAAUCGCGGUGACUUCGGUCCAAGAACGGGCAUCCGCAGAUUGUGA
This is a messenger RNA of Paraphaeosphaeria sporulosa, 1266 nucleotides long. RefSeq names its product UBC-like protein. Gene Ontology annotation, cellular component: nucleus. Gene Ontology annotation, biological process: protein polyubiquitination; ubiquitin-dependent protein catabolic process. The record is from RefSeq and is a predicted model, not a curated record. Gene Ontology annotation, molecular function: ubiquitin conjugating enzyme activity. Lineage: Eukaryota; Fungi; Ascomycota; Dothideomycetes; Pleosporales; Didymosphaeriaceae. The transcript is spliced from 2 exons. The coding region runs from base 1 to 1266 and encodes 421 amino acids.